AUGUUUACAGCGAGAAACGUUUCUAUUAUCGUGGUAUAUAUCGUCAUUGGAAAACUAUUGGAAACAUCGUACGGAAAGAACGAUGCCAAAGACCAGGUCCAAAUUACUGCAGAAUCUUUAACUGAUGGAAUCCUUACCUAUGCAAAAUUGAAAAAAGGUUCUWCUUUACCAGCUCGUAUUGACCUCACUUUGAUCCUGGACAGUUCGUUUGCAGUAGGUCGGGGCCAGCUGAACUUAAAGUCAAUCCAAACAUUUGCUCGACGACUAGUUGCCGAGUUUAGUAUUUCUCCGUCUACAACACGAGUCGGUGUUAUCUUGUGCUCAUCCUAUCCUUACGUACAAUUUGGGCUUGACUCGUUUGUUAAUAGGGAAUGUACGUUGAAAGCUUUGAAGAGGAACAGGUAUCCCAGAGGAUCUCAUUGCUCAAUAGCAAGCGCUCUGGACUUGACAAGGAGAGUAUUCUUCAACAAAAACUAUGAAAAUGCCAAGCAAUUGGUUUUCAUGAUAAUGGAUGGACGUGGUCACAGAGUUGUCUCUCGAGCGUCGGCAGCUGURAAGGCCAUCAAGAACAAACAAGCUGAGAUCUUUUUGCUGUGGRUUGGGAAGAAUGGUACAAWAKAUGACAGUGAGAUUGCAAGCAAGCCUUUGAAACUUCAUAGUUUGCAUGUGAGAAAUUACACGGACUUGCUGAAGUUAUCGCAUUUGAUCAGAGAUAAAGGUUUAGAUAGAUCGUGCAAGAAGGGAACAUUUGUUUACGAUGAGUGUAAUCGCCGUUGCCAGUGCUCCUCUGACGGACGAAUGGUAAACUGCCAUCGCGUACGGAAAGACUUUCCAUCAAUGUCUUUAGAAGAACGUCGACUAUACAUCCACGCCCUUAAGACUGUUUCCACUGUCCAACCGUACAAGAAAAUAUAUGAUGAAAUGACAAGCUACCACCCAAGAUGGUUUGAUGUGGUCCACCAACUCAAAUACUUCUUUCCAUGGCAUCGCUGGUAUAUCUUAAAAUUUGAAAACUUUCUUCGUCGAAUAGACUGUCGGGUAACUGUGCCUUAUUGGGACUGGUCACGAKCAGUAAGCAAAGGAUCACUAUGGAGAGCUUCCCACAUCCGGGAUGUGUGGCAUCCGGGUCCUCAUGGUCUCGGAGGGAAUGGCGGCGGAAAGUAUAACUGUGUCUUGAAUGGCCCGUUUUCGAGCAAGAAUUGGUUUGUUUGCUUUAUCCUGAAAGGUAAAGAGGAAUUCUGCCUGUCAAGAGCAUUCAACUCGUGCUUCUCAAGACGACUACCUGGAAAGAAAAAAGUCCAAAAAUUGCUAAAGACGCCAUAUAAAAAUUUCUUCCACUUUGAGAAGAUCGUGCGAUCAUACAUGCACAAUGAUUUCCACAAUGCUAUAGGUGGGGUCAUGUCGUAUGACGAAUCGGCUAAUGCACCAGAGUUCUGGUUUCAUCACGGCUACCUGGACAAACUGUGGGGUGACUGGCAAAAACGUGGCUAUAGUUUUAAACAUCAGUAUUUCCACGGGGUUAWUACAGACUUGCCGGGMGCCAAUGUAAGCGGUUCUCUGUUUAUAGACUURUCCAAUCAACCAAUGUGCGUUAAAGUUAUUCAAGAAAACCCCAUUGAUUUAAAAGAAAAACGAGAAGAGUUUGACCAAAGUAUAGAAGAUCCAGAACCUAUAAAGAAAUGUCACCAUAGCACGGCAAAAACAGAUGAAUAAUAAUACAAAAAUUAAUAAACAUAUAAUAAAGAUUAAUU
This is a messenger RNA of Exaiptasia diaphana, 1751 nucleotides long. RefSeq lists its product as uncharacterized. Gene Ontology annotation, molecular function: oxidoreductase activity. The record is from RefSeq and is a predicted model, not a curated record. The transcript is spliced from 5 exons. NCBI's taxonomy places the organism in Eukaryota, Metazoa, Cnidaria, Anthozoa, Actiniaria, Aiptasiidae. Bases 1 to 1713 code for a protein of 570 amino acids.